Molecule: messenger RNA, 2481 nt
Organism: Penicillium vulpinum
Lineage: Eukaryota; Fungi; Ascomycota; Eurotiomycetes; Eurotiales; Aspergillaceae
Exons: 5
Coding region: 1-2481 (826 amino acids)
Source: RefSeq, a predicted model, not a curated record
AUGACACCCAAGGGAUCUCGCAAAAGAGUGAAGACCAGCCCCUCCGGCGUGGACUCACAACCUGAACUGAGCGGUGAUGGCCGAGACCGCUCAGACUCCCAGUCACGGGGGUACAAUACCAGCUGGUACCCCGGAUCCUGGUCUUCCAUUGCGAGAGUGUCUAAAGCAGCUCCAGUUACCGAGGUUGCCCGUGAGAGUAUUUCAGCGGCCAAAACUGUAGCAUCGAGCAUCACCAACUCGUCGACUUCCCUUCUUGAUACCCCAACAAAGAAUCGGCAUCCUUCCAUCCAACUUACGCGAAAAGUUGGCACCUCGACCAGGUCUUUGCCCGCUGACGCUACCACUACCCGUGUCAACAUUGCAUCGGAUGGUUCAGCUUCCACUACACCUUCUGACGAUACCGAAGAUCCCAGGGCUGUAGAACAGGAAACGUCCGAUAAAGAAGUACCCAGCGAGAGUGAUACCAAGCCGUUAGAGGACCCAGCCAAGGGACAGGAGGCCACCCCUGACGCUGAUCCCACUAUACUGCAUACGGGAUCUGCAGAGGUCCCCGAACAAUCUAGCGGUUGGCUCUCAUGGAUCUAUGGACCAUCGGCUACAUCUGAAGGUGCUGCGAACGUCUCAGAAUCUACACAAGCCGUUGAUCAUCCAUUGGACGAAAACCAAAUGGCAGAGCAGGGUGCUGAACCUGAUGUGAAAGAUUAUACAGCGCGAGAAGAGGAACUGGAACCGGAACCAGAGCAGGCCAAAGAUACUGUUGAAGUUACUUCCUCAUCCCAGAAGCGAUCGUGGCUCCAGAUGUGGUAUGGUACAAACACACCAACCAAGCAAGAAGACCCACCAUCUAUAGAAUCCACGGUCCCCGCUUCCGCGAAUUGCGAUCCAGCCGAGGCUCCCGGCGCAAACAUGGCACCGAACUAUCCUCCAGAUGAGCCAGCAGAACCAGCUGGUGGAUCACAGACCCCGGUCGGAACUACGAGAUCAUCUGGUUGGUCAUUCUGGUCCAGAGAUCCAAACAAAGAUGGACCCUCCGAUAAACCGCAGGAAGGCGAAGCUGUCGAGGCAUCAGUGGGACCUAGUACUCAAUCAAAAAACAUAGCACCUGAACCUGAUACAGAUUCAAAUAUCAAGAUAACCCAGAAAGGCAGUAUCAAAAUCAAGCCCCCGAAAGACAACCGUCUUAAGGAUGGAUCUGGGCCCACCACUGAGGGCACCCCUACAUCUACGGCGUCUGUUGAACCUCGACCAGCCGAUACUAUCGCCUCAAAGCAAUUACAGCAAAUCCUUCCCAACCAAGUAUUGCCGAGGUUUGAAGAAACCUACGCGUUUGAACAAUCGCCCUCUAUCUUGCAGAGUCUCAGUCGACUCCUGUAUCAUGGGAAAGGGCCGGAAAUUAGGCACGUCAGCAGGGUUAGAGAUCCGCUGCAUGUGAGACGUGCUUUGGCUAUUGGUGUCCAUGGAUAUUUCCCUGCCCCAUUCAUUCGAAAUCUUCUUGGACAGCCCACCGGGACAUCUAUCCGGUUCUCCAAUAUGGCAGCAGAUGCCAUUCGGAAGUACACCGAGAGCCAUGGAUACACUUGCGAUAUUGAAAAGAUCGCAUUGGAAGGAGAAGGCCGCAUUUCGGAGCGAGUGGAUCUACUGUGGAAGCUGCUUCUAAAUUGGAUGGAAGAGAUCCGCAAGGCUGAUUUCGUCAUGUUCGCAUGUCACAGUCAAGGUGUGCCAGUAACGAUCAUGCUAGUUGCAAAAUUGAUACAGUUCGGCUGUCUUGACGCCAAACGAGUCGGCAUCUGCGCUAUGGCAGGUGUGAACCUCGGCCCCUUCCCAGAUUAUCGCUCUCGAUGGAUUAGUGGGUCGGCCGGAGAGCUGUUCGAAUUUGCACUGCCUUUCAGCAAGGUCUCGAAAGAAUACGAAGCCGCUCUUAAAUGUGCUCUCAAUUUUGGCGUUCGCAUCUCCUACAUCGGAAGCAUCGACGAUCAACUCGUUUCAUUAGAGUCCUCCCUCUUCUCACCCAUAGCCCACCCUUACGUCUACCGCGCUGUCUUUGUGGACGGUCGAGUCCACGCGCCAAGCUUCCUCUCUCAUCUAGUUGGCUUCGCCCUCAAGCUCCGCAAUCUUGGUAUAUCAGACCACGGUCUAAUUCGCGAACUAAGCACUCCAUUAGCAGGAAGUCUAUACUCAGGAGAGGGACAUUCUCGGCUGUAUGACGAUGAAGCCGUGUACUCCAUGGCCAUUGAAUUCGCACUCGAGACUUCUUCUGUACCAGAUUCCGCGCUCAGCGUCAAGAGAGCCAGCAGCUCUGUCACGCCAAACCCGUACAUUCUCCCCUUCGCCAUGCGCGGUCUGCUGGAAGAGGACUAUGUGCGCCGGGAGUUGCACGAGGAGACUAUGGAAUUGCUCAGGCAAUUUGACAACUGGAAACCUUCUAGUAAGGUUCUGAAGGACGUAAAGUUCCGACUAGAAGGUAUCCGGUCCAAACUCUAG